AUGAAUGGUGAAAAUAUGAAGAUAGAAAAAUUAUGUUCAGAGUUGAUAAUUAAGCAUGAAGAUAAUGAUGAAAUGUUUAAAGAAUUUUAUUCAAGCAAUCAUAACAUGUAUGACGACGAUAUUGAUAAUAAAAUAGAAAUUAUAGACAAGGAACGAAUUAAAAUUGAACAAGAAUUACAUUCAGAGCUAAUGAUUAAAGAUGAAGAAGAUGAAGAUUACAAUGAAGUGUUGGAAGUAACUAAUUCGGAUCAUACUGGGGAAAGGAUUUUCACAUAUAAUGUGUGUGAUAAAAAAUUUACCCGAAAGAACAAUUUAGAUAGGCAUAUACGAAUCCAUACUGGGGAAAAACCUUUUACGUGUAAUGUUUGUGAUAAAAAAUUUACCCAAAAGAACAAUUUAGAUAGCCAUAUACGAAUUCAUAAUGAGAAAAAACGUUUUACCUCUCCCAUAAAUAAAAAGGCAGCUGCAAGUCAAAAGAACACAGUUCAGGAUAUGUGUUCAUAA
This is a messenger RNA of Chrysoperla carnea, 504 nucleotides long. RefSeq names its product zinc finger protein 568-like. The record is from RefSeq and is a predicted model, not a curated record. The transcript has 3 exons. Bases 1 to 504 code for a protein of 167 amino acids. NCBI's taxonomy places the organism in Eukaryota, Metazoa, Arthropoda, Insecta, Neuroptera, Chrysopidae. Gene Ontology annotation, cellular component: nucleus.